Messenger RNA from Melampsora larici-populina 98AG31, 420 nucleotides. RefSeq lists its product as uncharacterized. NCBI's taxonomy places the organism in Eukaryota, Fungi, Basidiomycota, Pucciniomycetes, Pucciniales, Melampsoraceae. The record is from RefSeq and is a predicted model, not a curated record. Bases 1 to 420 code for a protein of 139 amino acids. The transcript is spliced from 2 exons.
AUGGACCUUGAUAUGGUGCAUUUGACUGGACAACACCAGCUCAAAGCGGACCAAAGAUACACACUGCAUCAGCAAGGGGCAAAGAUGGAAACAAACUCACUAGCUUUUCAUUCUCAGGUCUGUUCAUCUUUUUUGGUCAUCACUUCUCGUUAUAAACCGGGUGUGGCUGCUGCUGCAAACCCCAAGGCAGCCAAUCAAGCCCGCACUGAAGCUGCCAAGAAGGCAGCACAAGCAGCCUCCCGAUUGUCCUCGUCAUUGCUCCACGCUCCUUCACCUUCUGAAAGCCGCAGCCUUUGUCCACAUAGCCCCCAAUCAACCCGAACAGAUCCUGGUUUUGUUGCCCAGCCACGAGAUUCACGUCUUGCAGCUGACAACCCAACAAGUGACAACAGAGAAGGAGAUGAAUCAUCCUCUCAAUAA